Doryrhamphus excisus (bluestripe pipefish) is the source of this 2061-nucleotide messenger RNA. It is a transcript of the gene hbae4, whose product is annotated as hemoglobin alpha embryonic-4. Gene Ontology annotation, biological process: hydrogen peroxide catabolic process; oxygen transport. Gene Ontology annotation, cellular component: blood microparticle; haptoglobin-hemoglobin complex; hemoglobin complex. Gene Ontology annotation, molecular function: haptoglobin binding; peroxidase activity; oxygen binding. NCBI's taxonomy places the organism in Eukaryota, Metazoa, Chordata, Actinopteri, Syngnathiformes, Syngnathidae. The record is from RefSeq and is a predicted model, not a curated record.
UUUCCAGAGUAAUAAAUCUCAAUUACUUUCUUACUUAAUAAUAAAAGGUUUAAUUUGUGUUCGCUUGUGUUGUCAUUGAUGAAUACGAUGAUUUGGAACGUGACAAAACACUUCUGGAGAGAACUCAUGAACGGUGGACAGGGCCAGUAGUGGUGGUCCCUGGACUAGGGAGUGAAUUGGGCCAGUAGUGGUGGUUCCUGGACUAGGGAGUGGAUUGGGCCAGUCGUGGAGGUCCCUGGACUGGGAGUGUAUUGGGCCAGUAGUGGUGGUCCCUGGACUGGGGAGUGGAUUGGGCCAGUCGUAGUGGUCCCUGGACUGGGGAGUGUAUUGGGCCAGUGGAUUGGGCCAGUAGUUGUGGUCCCUGGACUAGGGAGUUAAUUGGGCCAGUAGUGGUGGUCCCUGGAUUGGGGAGUGUAUUGAGUCAGUAGUGGUGGUCCCCAGACUGGGGAGUGUAUUGGGCCAGUAGUGGUGGUUCCUGGACCGUGGAGUGAAUUGGGCCAGUAGUGGUGGACCCUGGACUGGGGAGUGAAUUGGGCCAGUAGUGGUGGUCCCUGGACUGGGGAGUGGAUUGGGCCAGUAGUGGUGGUCCCUGGACUGGGGAGUGGAUUGGGCCAGUCGUGGUGGUCCCUGGACUGGGGAGUGUAUUGGGCCAGUCGUGGUGGUCCCUGGACUGGGGAGUGGAUUGGGCCAGUAGUGGUGGUCCCUGGACUGGGGAGUGUAUUGGGCCAGUAGUGGUGGUCCCUGGACUGGGGAGUGUAUUGGGCCAGUAGUGGUGGUCCCUGUAUUGGUGAGUGUAUUGGGCCAGUCAUGGUGGUCCUUGGACUGGUGAGUGUAUUGGACCAGUCGUGGUGGUCCCUGUAUUGGUGAGUGUAUUGGGCCAGUAGUGGUGGUCCCUGGACUGGGGAGUGCAGAUGCCAAUCUUGGGAAAAGCCCUCUCCAGCUGUUUGAGUCCCAGUCAUGCUAUAGAAGCUAUAUGCAGAGUGACUCACGUCAUGCAAAAGAUAGCAAAGAGGUUGUGCUACUCCCCACCCUCCCUCUGUUGUUGUUCGAUAACACAGAGGAGGGAAAACACCCCCACUGGUGUCCACCCUUUACCACUACUCAUAGUUUACCUCAGAAAGAAGGAAAUUAUUGAUCAUCUCUAUCAUUUUACACUUUUUACUUGAGGAUAAGAUGGUUGAUUAACACUAUAGAUAAUCUUCUCGGUUUUGAUAGCCGGUGACGAAUCCCUUUUUUUCCCAUGUGCAUUGGCUUGCAAUGCUGUCCCAGAAGGAGAAAGAACUACUUGCAGAUGUGUGGCGAGGGUUGAUUCCUGUGGCUCAAUAUAUUGGAUCUGACGCUCUGAUUAGAAUGUUUGCAACCACCCCGGGCACCAAGACAUACUUUUCCCAUCUCGACAUUAGCCCAGGCUCCGCCCACCUUUUCUCCCACGGGAAGAAGAUCGUCCUGGCUAUCGCCGAGGGAGCCCAAGACAUCAGUCAACUGACAGUCACGCUGGCUCCUCUGCAGACCUUGCAUGCCUACCUGCUUCGGAUACACCCCAGCAACUUCAAGCUUUUCUCACACUGUAUGCUCGUCGCCUUGGCUGUUCACAUGGGCGAGGACUUCACACCGGUUUUACACGCAGCAAUGGACAAGUACCUGUCGGCUUUUGCAGCAGUGCUGGCUGAGAAAUACAGAUGAGACUCAAUGUAUAUGAACACCACUCAAAUAUAUUUCAAUAUGUGCAUUUACUGUUCCAUGUGUCAUGUUUUGUAAUAAUAAAAUAUGUGAAAAUAGCAAUAAUAGCAAAUAAUGCCUUUUUUUGUCUUCAUUUAAUGAGCUGAUUUGCAUUUUUUUUUCUUUCCCCGGUCAUGUCACCGGUCUGCAGUCCGAUGUUGCUGGGCAGAAUUUGUCUCAUCUGCCUCAUUGGCCAAUGAGAAAAUACAUUACUAAAAGCAAAUGAUAGCCAUGCAAGCUUGGAUGUUUGAAAGGCAAACUCAGGGCUGAUAGAUUUUAUACUCCGUAUUGUGUUUAUACUCUGUAUUGUGCUUAUACUCUGUAUUGUGUUUAUACUCUGUA